This is a messenger RNA of Myxocyprinus asiaticus (Chinese sucker), 3635 nucleotides long. RefSeq names its product F-box/LRR-repeat protein 7-like. NCBI's taxonomy places the organism in Eukaryota, Metazoa, Chordata, Actinopteri, Cypriniformes, Catostomidae. The transcript has 5 exons. The coding region runs from base 306 to 1952 and encodes 548 amino acids. Gene Ontology annotation, molecular function: protein binding. Gene Ontology annotation, cellular component: SCF ubiquitin ligase complex. The record is from RefSeq and is a predicted model, not a curated record. Gene Ontology annotation, biological process: SCF-dependent proteasomal ubiquitin-dependent protein catabolic process.
CCGUACGUUCUUAUAGCAUUAAAAUUAUUGUUGUUUCGCGCGGAGUGACACUUUUUAUUUUCCUAUAAUCAAGAAAAUAACUAGACGUAAUAUGACGCUUUUUAUAUAAAGAUCGUAGUCUGUAUUUCGCGCGCACAGCCAAUUUUGUUAAACACAUUCAAUGUUUAACGGUCUUAAACAUUGCAAGCCUUAGAAAAGUCCCGUGGUAUAUCUAUGACGUAUUAUGAAGCGGUGCGGGUUUAAAUGCAUUGCUGUACAAGAAAGAGGUCAAAGUCACUCUUGCUCACUGCAGACUCUGGAAGUCUAUGCAUGGUAACAGUCCGAUUCUGCAAGAGCAAAUGCGUGUUCCUGACGCAACAAGUAUCUGGUUUCCAGUCUCUCCGUUGGAUGACUUCAGGCUGUCUAGAGACGAAGAGUUGUGCGUGUUUUACGCAUAUGGAUACUUUUACGGAGCGGAGACGGUAGAUUAUGCAUUCCGCAGGAUGGGUGCGAACAAUGGGAAACAGAGCGGGAGUGAAGGGAAAGGCAGUUCCAGUAUUUCCUCCGACCUAAGUUCAAGUACAGAUCAGACAUCGACCAAAGCUCCAAAGAAUGCAGCUACCAGUGAAGACUCGGAUCUUAGCAUGCGAACAGUGAGCACGCCAAGUCCAGCUCUGAUUUUGCCCUCUCGUACUUCCCCAGCCAUACUUAAUGGCUCCUCAACAUCCUCCUCCGCCUUCAGCACAGAAACCAUUGCCAUGGUGCACACGCCCCCUACCUCCCUCACCCACCCCCAAAAGAGCCUGCGGCAACCAAAGGACCACCAGGGGGCGCCCAUCGACAUUCUUCCCGACCAUGCCUUUCUACAGAUCUUCACCCACCUGCCCACCAACCAGCUGUGCCGCUGUGCCCGAGUAUGCCGACGUUGGUACAACUUGGCGUGGGACCCCCGCUUGUGGAGGACUAUUCGUCUGACAGGAGAUGUGCUACAUGUGGACCGUGCACUUCGGGUUCUCACUCGAAGACUCUGCCAGGAUACCCCCAAUGUUUGUCUUACCUUGGAGACGGUUGUGGUUAGUGGCUGUCGGAGGCUGACUGACCGUGGACUGUACACAGUUGCACAGUGCUGUCCAGAACUCCGUCGCUUAGAGGUUUCCGGCUGUUACAACGUGUCCAAUGAGGCCGUGUUUGAAGUGGUGUCAUGUUGCCCCAACCUGGAACACCUGGAUGUUUCAGGGUGCUCUAAAGUAACCUGCAUAAGUCUAACUCGGGAUGUGUCAGUCAAACUCUCCCCUCUUCAUGGCCAGCAAAUCUCCAUCCGCUAUCUUGACAUGACGGACUGUUUUGCUUUAGAGGACGAAGGCCUGCACACCAUUGCUGCCCACUGUACUCAGCUCACUCACCUCUACCUACGCCGCUGUGUGCACCUGACUGAUGAGGGUCUGCGUUUCUUGGUCAUCUACUGCCCGUCUGUGCGUGAACUCAGUGUCAGCGACUGCCGCUUCAUCAGUGACUUUGGCCUGCGGGAGAUUGCAAAACUUGAGGGCCAUCUGCGUUACCUCAGCAUAGCGCACUGCGGCCGCAUCACUGACGUGGGUGUGCGUUACGUAGCCAAAUACUGCAUCAGACUGCGUUACCUGAAUGCUCGUGGCUGUGAGGGUCUAACAGACCAUGGCAUUGAGCACCUUUCCAAAAACUGCCUCAAAUUAAAGUCCCUGGACAUUGGGAAGUGCCCUUUGGUGUCAGACGCAGGCCUGGAGCAGCUUGCACUAAACUGUUUCAAUCUGAAAAGACUCAGUCUGAAGUCAUGCGAAAGUAUAACAGGCCAUGGGCUGCAGAUUGUGGCGGCAAACUGCUUUGACCUUCAGAUGCUGAAUGUACAGGACUGUGAUGUGCCACUUGAGGCUCUGCGCUUUGUCAAACGUCAUUGUAAACGCUGCAUCAUUGAGCAUACCAAUCCAGCCUUUUUCUAAGAGCUAGAAAUAUGGAAUUGUAGAAGGAUUUGAGAAAAUAAUCUCUUUUGACCUGCGAGAGUGACUUCUCUGCUAAACAAAUGUAAAUGAGAUUUCCACUGCUGCGCCUUUGUAUUUAAUUUGCAUGGUUAGGAGAAAUCUUAACAAAGACAUUUUUUUAUCCAUAUAUUUAUGUUUUUAUUUACUUAUAUUUUUGGAUUACUCAUAUUGCCUAUGUCAGAUUGUAUUACAUUUAAUGUGUAUAGAAAUGUGUAUUUUCAAAGAAAAUAUCAAGCAAUUAAUGAUCAAAAAUGCAGUUUAUUGACGCUUUGAAAUGAUGUGACGUUAACCAGGAUUUUUUUACAUUUUAUUUUUACAUGUUUACAUUUUAAAUCCCUGUUCUGAAUGUUUAGCUUUGUGUUUCAUCAUGUAAGCAUAAUAAUUGGUUUCAUUUCCUAGGAAUAUGACUAGUGUCAUUUUCACUGUGAUGUUUACCUUUGUAAUGGUCAUUACUGCUUGUUUUAUGUGUUUAAUGAAAGGAAGACCACAGUGGAAUAAAUAGGUCUAAGCCAUAUUAAAGAUAAUUGUGAUGUUUACUUUUGUGUUGCUAACUUGAAAUACACCUGGGUCCAUGAAUGAGAAAAUGCAUUACAGUAGUGUUACUUCUGACUGGGGUUGUGUUCAGAAGUAACAUGAUGGUGACCACUGAGGAGGUGGCCUUAAAUUGUCUGAUGACAGAAUGCAGAAAAGAUUCCCACAGAUUUCCAUAGGCCAAAAAAUGCUAGAUAGGAGAGAGACGAGACAACAAGAUCGGUCUCCCUGGGGUGAGUCUGUAUGUGCAGAAUCUGCAAUACAGUGUGCAGUGAGGAGCUCCACUCCAUGCUCUGUCCCUUUGGGACUAUUGCAGGUGCAUUAGUGAUGAUGGAAAGCAAACAGAGCAAGGGAUGUGAAUAUGUAGACUUCUCUUCUACUGAAGAUGUCACCAAGGCGCUGAAGAUGAACGGCCAUAUUAGGGGCAAAAGGAAGUUGAGAGUGACUCUUUCCCAAAAGCAUUGAAAACACCACCCAAAGAGACAUCCAGGACAGAUCGGAAUGACACCACUUGACGUCAUCAAAAAGGAGGAGAGUUCUGACGUGCCACCAGCUGACUCUGCCGCUGCGGUUUGUGACGAAAAAUCUGACCCCAACCAGCCUGAAAUACAACCUGAGACUGUUAUGGCCAUAAAGUCUGACAGCAACAUGGUUGUUCCUCAGCAUCACCUCUUAGUUAUCGAGGAGAGAGUGCAGUCAACACCCACACAUUUGCACAGACCUUUGCCCACUGUCAGAAGAUGGUGAAAAUAAUCAUCAAACCACCACACUUCCAGGAGAUCCAGAGGUUGGCCUUAUUGCACCAGGCACCUCAGACCCUGGCCCUCUCUGGCAGAGGAAGCGAUCAGUUAGCUUGUGUUGAAGAAGCUCUACAGCCACUCGAUGACUCGAGUUAGCAGUCGUCAUCAUGGGGACCCAGGCCAAGAAAUGCUGUGGAAUCAGUUGUGGGGAGCCCCAUAACCUGGUCGGCCAUCAGACUCUGGGCCCUGACUCGACUAUAGCUAUGAAGCAGCCCUGGAAUGAAAAUCGUCUGAAUCCUCCACAACAAUUCAACAAAAAGCGUAAUGUGUACAAAAGAAAAAAUGAUUACAAUUAAAAUGAUUACAUUAAUAC